AUGGACAUCAAUACUGUCGUGCCUGUUGAGGUGAAGGGGGAGAAAACGCUGGAUGUGGAUGAUGCCCGAUUACUUGCUAUGGGGAAGAAACCCGAAUUGCAGCGUGUAUAUAACACCUGGACGUUGUGUGCGUAUCAGGUCAUGAUACAGGCCAGCUGGUCCUGUCUCAUUGUCCUUUAUUCAACGAUCUUUGAUGUCGGUGGCCCAACGAGUUUGAUAUGGGGCAGCCUGGUCGUCUCUGUAGGUCAAACACUACUGAUGACCUCCUUGGCCGAGUACUGUAGUAUUUGGCCGACGGCUGGUGGACAGCAGUACUACACCCAGGCUCUCUCAACGGGCAGCACGCGGCCGUUUCUGUCAUAUCUUGUCGGCUGGGCUAUCAUGGUUGGGGAAAUAUCGACGGGAUCAAGCUGCGCGCUGAAUAGUGCUCAAAUUAUUGCGUCUUUUGUUCAAAUUGCUCACCCAGACACAGAGUGGAAGUCUUGGAUGACUUGGUUACUUUAUAGUGGAAUGCUUGUUCUUCCAGUCAUUACAAAUCUCAACCAAAGAUGGCUGCCAGGAGUGAACCUUCUUGGCGCACUCUGGGUUGUCGGCGGCGGAGUCACCUGGGCGAUAGUCUUCAUCGUGAUGGCACCCAAGCAUAACGCCAGUUUCAUCUUUACCGAAUUUAUCAACAAUACUGGCUACACAAGCAAUGGAUGGGUGUUCAUCAUUGCAUUUUACAAUUCUAUGUACGGCAUGGUUGGUACAGAUGGAAUGAUGCAUCUGGUUGAAGAGAUGAAGAGUCCAUCUAAGAAUGCUCCACGCGCCAUGAUCUAUUCCAUGAUAUUCUGCGGCAUUAUGAGCUGGCUAUCAGCCGUCUUGAUGAUUUGGACCGCCGGCAACGUAAAUAGUUAUAUGGACUCACCACAGGCAUACAUGAGCUGGUGGAUGGGUGUUACGGGAUCCCUCUAUGGCGGGGGUCUCUUCUGUGCCCUGGUGAUGAUCGGCAUCAAUUUCUUCGUUAUCGUAGGCACCAAUAGUGCCGGGUCUCGAAUUGUGUGGAGCAUGGCUCGUGAUAAGGCUUUCCCUUAUUCUGAGUACUUGUCUCAAGUCAGUCCUCGACUUGGGAUUCCUUUGCGGGCAAUUGGGUUUGUUGUGGUUAUCGACUUAAUGCUUGGCUUGAUUGUUCUGGGCAGUGACCUUGCCUUUCAAUCAAUCAUUUCCGGUGGCGGUCUGAUGUUGCAGGUCAGCUACUUGGUUCCUGUGGUUGUGGUUCUUAUCCGAGGCCGAAAGAUUCUACCUCCACGCCCCCAUUUUGAUCUCGGUCGCUGGGGCUACCUAGUUAAUGUUCUCAGUGUCUGCUGGUCUCUAUUGAUUUGUGUGGUAUAUCUUUGUCCGCUUUACGUCCCGGUCACUAUCCCCACUAUCGAGAAUAUGAACUGGAGCUGUCUGAUUGUGGGCGCUACUAUUCUCUUCCCCGGAAUUUAUUGGAUCUUUGGGGCGCGUUUCAAGUAUAUCAAGGAGCAUAACUCGGUCAUGGAAGACAAUGUUGUUGUCAUUGACAGUGUUAUUGUUGGAGGAAUGGAAGCUAUGACAAGGGAAGCGGGGCCUCAGGCUCCUCGAGCGAAGGAAUGA
Molecule: messenger RNA, 1617 nt
Organism: Penicillium riverlandense
Lineage: Eukaryota; Fungi; Ascomycota; Eurotiomycetes; Eurotiales; Aspergillaceae
Exons: 10
Coding region: 1-1617 (538 amino acids)
Biological process (GO): transmembrane transport
Cellular component (GO): membrane
Molecular function (GO): transmembrane transporter activity
Source: RefSeq, a predicted model, not a curated record